AUGGGCAUUUUGCACGGAGCACAGAACAUGGUAUCAGGGCGGCGGUAUGAGGAUCGUUGGGACACUAAUCCGCAUCCCAGCAGCUUCCCGUCUAGUGGGAGAAACAACCAUAAAACCCGAAAUGGGCAAUCUAAACAUUCCACUCUGAAACAUGUCACAAUUGCCCCAGUGAAGCUGAAAGAACACCAAACAUGCUUGUUGCAGUGGGCCCAGCAGAGAAAAGGCUCUGUGCGGCUCUGCUGUCUGAGGAUGACUAUUUGUGACCUCCCUGUGGAGAUUAUCAAGAAAGUCUUGGACAUUUUCCAUCCCUACUAUAUCGAGGAAUUGGAACUAUUCACAAACCAGGUUCUGCCCUUCCUGGUUCACUUUGCAUCUUGCCUUGGCCGAAUGAGAAAUCUUCGCAAAUUACAUCUAACUCAGAUCUACUUACGCACAGACAGGGUUGGAUAUCCUACUUUGACAUAUACAGAGAAGUGUGCUAUCAAGGUCCUUUCUCAGUUCUCCAAACUCAACUGUCUCCAGCAUUUCUCUAUGAAUGGAGUCUACCUUUCCUCUGACCACAUGAAACAUUUGUUCAGAUGCCUGAAGACCCCCUUGGAGUCCUUGUGUAUCACUCUUCGUCAGCUCUCACAGUCAGACCUGAAAUACUUGUCACAGUGUCAGAGGCUCUGUCACCUGAAACACCUGGUCCUCAAUGGCGUAGAGUUAUCCGAGUUACGUCCCACACAUCUCCGAGUUCUCCUAGAGAAUGUAGCAGGCACACUGCAGAACCUGGAGUUAAUGAACUGCAGGAUAAAGGACUCUCAGCUCAGUGCCCUCUUGCCUGCCCUGAGCCAGUGCUUCCAGCUUACCAGUGCCAAUUUCUAUGAUAAUGACUUCUCCAUGGCUGUAUUGAAGGACCUUCUGCAAAGCAUGGCCAACCUAAGCAAGUUGAGUGUAGAGCUCUACCCUGCCCCUCUAGAGUGCUAUGAUCGCCAGGGUUAUAUUCUAGUGGAGAAAUUUACCCAAGUAUGUCCUGAGCUCCUGGAUAUACUCUCUGCCCAAAGGCAGCCCAAGACAGUAGCCUUUGCUACACGCAUCUGCCUUGAAUGCUGCAGGCGCUGUGUUUAUGACAUGGAGAGCACACUUUGUUGGUGUUGGCAAUAA
Peromyscus maniculatus bairdii (prairie deer mouse) is the source of this 1146-nucleotide messenger RNA. NCBI's taxonomy places the organism in Eukaryota, Metazoa, Chordata, Mammalia, Rodentia, Cricetidae. The record is from RefSeq and is a predicted model, not a curated record.